GACGUCAUUGGUCACGUGGCUUUGAUAGAACGAAUCAAGCUCCGAAGCUUCGCCGUAAAUCGUUCCAAUUUUUGGACACACUCCUCAGAACUUUGGUGUCACGGAAUAACAUCAGUCGGCACGUUAGUUAUCUGUGGACAGUCCGUGAGUGACUUCGUUAAACAGUCAUGCUACAAUUCCUGGCUGGCUUGACUCUGGGGAAUUUUGUGGGGAUGUACCUCGCUCAAAACUAUGACGUCCCCAACAUCUCAAAGAAAAUCGAAGCUUUUAAGAAAGACGUGGAGGCCAAGAAGAAGCCUCCAGAGUGAGCAGAGCGGCACCAUGUUGCAACCAAGAACAGAUCGACUCUGCAGAGAAACUAUUUGACAGGGUUUUGAUAUAACGUAAGGCGUGAUCAUGUAUAUGUAUGGGAAUAUUAACAGUGCCUGGAAAAUGAUUUGCAUCUUCUCUUAGUUAUAUAGGCGUGUUCUCAUUGUAGCCUAUUUUUGUAAUAUAAAUUGUGCAAAGACUGGAUUUAAAGAUCAUUAGAACUAACUUUUGGGAUCACUUCAUGCACAGUAUCUACCAUGGCACCGUUGGCUGCCUUAUCUAUAAUGCACUAUGGUGUUUUAUCUUACAUCGCAUUCAUCAUCUCCAUGUUAGUUGAACAUAAUGUUCUAUAGGGUAAAUAUUAAACAAGUGUGUACUUUC
Messenger RNA from Scophthalmus maximus (turbot), 690 nucleotides. It is a transcript of the gene stmp1, whose product is annotated as short transmembrane mitochondrial protein 1. The transcript is spliced from 3 exons. The coding region runs from base 168 to 308 and encodes 46 amino acids. The record is from RefSeq and is a predicted model, not a curated record. NCBI's taxonomy places the organism in Eukaryota, Metazoa, Chordata, Actinopteri, Pleuronectiformes, Scophthalmidae.